AUCUGCUGCUGAAAAAAAAAAAUGGAAACCAUGCAUGAGCUGAUCCCCUUUGCCAAAGAAAUGCUCAGCCAGAAGCCCAACAGGAAGAUGGUCAAGCUGUACAUGCUGGGCAGCGUGCUGGCUUUCUUUGGUGUGGUUAUUGGUCUGGUGGAGGCAGUGUGCAGUCCUUUCACCUCCGAAGGGAGGCUAGAGGAGGAGGAGGAGCAGAAACCUGCCCCGACGCGAGAGCAAACGCGUCCCCAGAAACAAGAGGAUUUGAUCUUGGAAAAGAGCAAGAAGCCGGCGGGGAUGCAGAGGGCCCUGGUGACCAGGCAGCACGCCUCCUAAGAGCCCUGCGCCGGAGAGGUGCCUGCCGAGGAACCGAGCACAAGAGACUCUGCUGUCCUGUUGUACCUGGUGGUGGUUCCAGCAAGAAGAGAGAAGGGUUGGCUGAAGGAGGAGACCGCAAGUGCAAGACUUGAAAGAAGUGAAUGGUUAUAUUUGCUGCUGUGCAGCAGUGGGGAAAAAAUACCUUUUGUUGGUAUAAAAAUGUGCAAGAUGCACAGCAUGGUUUCUUAUUUUUAUUACAGAUGCAUUUUACAACAUUUUGCAAAAUCAAUAAAUAUUUUA
Haliaeetus leucocephalus (bald eagle) is the source of this 609-nucleotide messenger RNA. It is a transcript of the gene G0S2, whose product is annotated as G0/G1 switch 2. Lineage: Eukaryota; Metazoa; Chordata; Aves; Accipitriformes; Accipitridae. Bases 22 to 327 code for a protein of 101 amino acids. The record is from RefSeq and is a predicted model, not a curated record. Gene Ontology annotation, biological process: positive regulation of extrinsic apoptotic signaling pathway. The transcript has a single exon. Gene Ontology annotation, cellular component: mitochondrion.